This is a messenger RNA of Symbiodinium sp. CCMP2456, 992 nucleotides long. Lineage: Eukaryota; Dinophyceae; Suessiales; Symbiodiniaceae. The record is from the annotation of a GenBank genome assembly.
AUGUUUUUGCACCGAGUUGAUCAUUUUGGGAUAUCUUGGGCAUCCUCAAACCUACAGAUUGGCAUACAGUGGCAUUCCAGCAGGCACUUCUUCACUCAGUAUAAGCUGGGGAAGAAGCUCGGAGAAGGUGCCUUUGGACAGGUCCGCCUCGUGGUCGACAGGUCCACGCAAAAGGAGCUCGCGGUGAAGAUAGUGGAUGUUCGCGAACGUGAUGAACAUGGUGCUUGCAGCGGCGCCGUCAGCAAGAGCCGUGACCGAGUCACCCGAACAGAGGUUGACCUCUGGGCGAAGGCCAGCGGGAACGACUGUGAAUACAUCGUCAAGCUUCACAAGAGCUUUGCCGAGAAAUCGUUGUAUUACAUGGUCUGCGAGAAGUGUCAGUGCUCCUUCAUGGACAGACUCGUGGAGGCCGAGUCGAUGUCGGAAGCUGACCUGGCGAAGAUAUUUCGACACAUGCUUCUGGGGGUCUUCCACACCCACGAAGUCGGCAUCGUCCACAGGGACAUCAAGCCUGAUAACUUCCUUUGGGGCGGCCCAAACAACAGCAUCCUCAAACUUUGCGAUUACGGCCUGGCAGUGAUGAUGCCCAAAGCCGGAAAGCUUAGCGGAGUGUUUGGCACGGCACCCUACAUGGCUCCAGAAAUGCUGCGGAACGAAGGCUACGACUUCUUGGCAGACGUCUGGUCCAUAGGCUCCGUGGCUUACCUCCUGGUCUUCGGAAGCUUUCCGUACUCGCCUUCUGAGGCGAGUGCACCGGCGAUGAAGAAGGCCAUUAUCGAGGAUCAUCCGCCUCUCCAUUUUCCUGCUCUGAGUGAUGCCCAGGGUGUCGUCUCCGGCUCGUUGGUGGGGGCGUUAGACUUCACGAAGAUGUUGCUGAAACGCUCAGCCAAGCAGCGGCCAACAGCCGCAGAGGCGUUGCGGCACGAAUUCGUGGCCGAGAAGGUUGUGAAACUUCCUGAUGCCAACGAGUUUGACCCAUUGUUGCGCAACUC